AUGUCCCAUUCACCUUCAACGGGUCCUCAACCACUGGCUGUCCGAGACUUAUACACGGGUCGACAUAAACGAGCUCGAUUCCAUACACCAACCAAGCCUGAACCUUACAAUGCUGAUUACUUUUCAUACAUCGCUUCCCAUUUCGCGAUCAACGAUCAACGCCCUCCAGCAGGCACCUUUGAAAAAGCUGAACGAACACGAGACUUGUAUACAGAACUUGAAGCCGACUUGAGCUUUCUUCGACAAAUGCGAGGGGUUUGGGAAGGCAAAUUAGCACAGCUUAAGAUGGAUUUUGAUAUGCUACAAGAUAUGGCUAGAGCACAACCGAAGGAUGUGGAUGACUUGAUCGAUUUGGAUAAGCGAGUGGCAAUUGUACCGCAGGCGGACGACGAGGAGCAGUCUUCAUUACAUUCACAGUCAAUAUCAGCAUCUAAAACACCCCUCGUUAUUCCAGGAGAUAUCGAAUCAACACAACUCGGAUAUUUCGAUGAUGAUCCACAGUUGAUGAACAUCUUAAGCGGUGAUCAUGAGCAUGUAUUAUGGGAUGAACAAGAAGAGGAUGACGACAAUACCACUGAGAUACCCACUACCACCCCCAUCACCACUGAUCCACGUAUAACCAUGGAGAAAGAAGAAGAUGAGGAGGAAGACAAUGAUAUCGAAGAAGAAGAAGAAGAAGAGGAAAUUGAAGAUGACGAGAAAGCAAGACAAGCAUUGACGUUAAUGUUGGCCGAGUACGGUGACCAGCUUUGA
Lichtheimia ornata is the source of this 753-nucleotide messenger RNA. RefSeq lists its product as uncharacterized. The transcript has 3 exons. The coding region runs from base 1 to 753 and encodes 250 amino acids. The record is from RefSeq and is a predicted model, not a curated record. NCBI's taxonomy places the organism in Eukaryota, Fungi, Mucoromycota, Mucoromycetes, Mucorales, Lichtheimiaceae.